Molecule: messenger RNA, 4987 nt
Organism: Dermacentor andersoni
Lineage: Eukaryota; Metazoa; Arthropoda; Arachnida; Ixodida; Ixodidae
Biological process (GO): positive regulation of actin filament bundle assembly
Cellular component (GO): actin cytoskeleton; Z disc; nucleus
Molecular function (GO): actin binding
Source: RefSeq, a predicted model, not a curated record
ACCACCCGGCGGCCCGCUUGCCCUGCCAAGCCGAGCGAAGAAAAGAAACGCUCUUCCGGGCCCUCGGCGAGCCGGGCUCCCCAUUUCGAGCGAACCGACUGGACGCCCAAGCAGUGCGCGAUGGCGGGGAGCGCGAUAACCGUCCGCCUGGCCGGAGGCAGCCCCUGGGGUUUCCGGCUGCAAGGGGGAAGAGGCACCGGCCAGACCCUGACCAUCACCAAGACGCGGCGCAAGAGUAAAGCCUACCAAGUGCUGCUCGAAGGCGACCAGCUGAUCAGCAUCAAUGGGCAGCCAUGCGAUAACCUCAGCCACGAUGAAGCCAUGGCUAUUGUCGAGUCCGGCUGCCCCGAGUUGGUCAUCCAAGUGCGCAGGGGAUACGAGCAGAACAAGGAGAACGAGAACAAGCCGAAAGACAACCCGCACCCAAAGACCGAAACGCAAGCCGCCGCCGCAGCUCCAGUUUGGACAGCACCGACCGGAAGCUCAUUCUUUCCGAAGACCUCUCCGACCGGAAGUAGCGCCUUUUCGAAGGGCCUGCUGACCAGUACGAGCGCUCUUCCGAGGACCGGCCCGAGCCUGAAGGGGCCGCUCAGUGACCUGGGGAACAUCCCGAGGCCUUUCGUACCCUUUCAGGACAAGAGUCCCGACACCAUGCGCGAGGUAAAGAGUUCGGUGGAGCACAUCAAGGACCCCUUCACGGGCGUCACCAAGGAGGUCCGCACCACCAUCGAGAAGGAGUCCCAGGAGACGCCUUCAUCGCUCUAUCGGAGUGUGACGGAGACCAAGAAGGAGACCUCGCAGCUGCCAUCGGGCGGGUCGCUGCUCUCCACAACCACCACGGUGACAAACCGUUCGACCAGCACUAGCAGCAGCACGACCAAGAAAGCCCCACCACCCACGGCGCCCAAGCCCAAGCUCAAGCUGAACACGGAGCUGGCCUCAGACGUGGCCCGUUUCGGCUUCCCUCCCGACAGGCCCUGCUCCAGUGCCAGCGAAGCCAGUGGGCACCCGGCGCAGCACGCCGGAAGUUCGCAGGACAGUCCGCUGCUGAGCCCCACGGGGCUGCUGCUGCUGCCCAAGUUCUACGAGCCGCCUACGCAGAACUCCGCGAUGGACGUGCACCCGCUCAGCCUCCACAGGAAAAAAACGUUCUCUUCAUCGAGCUUCUACGAGGAGCCUAACUGCAUUUACCCCACUGUAGAAGAACAAGUAGAACUAGCUCGCAAAAUCGCAGACUCUCUCUCGGCGGACACCAACAGGAAAUCUCGGGGCGCCAACAUGUUCUUCAAGAGGGUCAAACGCUCCCACAAGUGGGUCCAUGAAGCUCCCGACUACUCAGAUUCUGAGGCGACUCUGUCUGGCACAGAAACGUCCAGGGAGGAACUUGCAACACCAGAUCCAGCGACUGUGCCGUACAAGAUAAGCAAGGGUCCCCCGAAACUGAAACUUAUCCUAGACCCAAGGCACCUACAAGACGCCAACACGCUGCGCUCGACGGGCAUCAGCAUCGUCGAGCACAACGCCAUCAGUCCGGAGGUGUGCCUCGAUCUGGUGAAAGACUUAAAUUCGCCGUGCGGUAAGGGAGCCGCCAUGUUCGCCAAGCGCAAGAAGAAGUCUGAAGACUGGGUGGUAGACGUGGAGCGCAUCAAGGCCCAGCUGGGAGACCGCUGGCCGGAGCCGCACCAGCCGGUGGCUCCCAUCCGCACGCCCAUCAAGACACCCGUAGAUCGUUUCAAGGAGUCACUGGUCAACCCCCGGCUCAGGCUGGUCAAAAGUCCCUGGGAGGCGGCGCUGGAGUCUCCCAUUGGCAGCUGCGAGAAAGCUUUCGCCAUGGUGCGUCCCGAAGAGGUCGUUGAAAGUGUGAUCCGCGCCGCUGAAGCCAAGGGGGUCCCCGAACCGGCUGCCUACCAGAACGGGCUGGCUGGCGCCUACGAGCCAGCCGCCUACGAGCCGCGGCCGUCCGCCGCCCCUUACAAUCCCAAGGACCCGUGCUUGGCCAGGGCUCCUCGGGGAUGGCGGGGCACCGCCACGCAGCCCGCUCCCGAGCCCAGCGGCGGCUCCUGGCCCAGCGCCGGCGGCAGCGCUGCCCCGUCCUCGAGCGUGAGUCCGUGCCCGCCGUUGCAGACUGGUGGAGCCGUCCAGCCCAUCGCCCUGAGCCCGCUUCCCGCAUUCGGGUCGCCGGCUGCAAGCAGCGUUAAUCUGUCCCAGUUCCAGAACUUCAACAGCUUGCCGAGAUCGUGGUCGCCGCGCUGCUCCAGCCAAGCCGCGUUUCGGCCCGUGAAGGCCCCUACCUUCUACGCCCGCUAAUCCCGAGGUCGUAGCCGGAGAGGCCAAUGUCGAAGUCAGGUUGUCAUUUGCCGGCUCAGCAGGAACACCUCCCUUGUUUAGGAACCAUAAGUGACCGCGAAGGGCCGCGAAUACCUUUGAAAUUACCUUCUCUUUCGGCGGCUCAAGUGUUGUACGUCGCGGUGCACCCGAAGCUGCGGGUUGUCUGUCACGGUACGUAUUUUGCUUACGUCUUGUGACGCAGCUUCGGGCUACAAGAGACCUUCCUAUAAUUCGAACUCUGCACGCGGACUUGCACAACCAAAACGUGCUCUUUUUAGGCCUCGCUUCCACAUCAUUGCACACAAAUAUACUUAUCAGCGUGUGUGCAGGUGCUAAAGCUUAUUUCAGGAGCACAGUAACCGAAAUGUUAAUUGCAUCGUUGAAGAAACUUUUGCACCUUCCCGCUUCCUGUUGUCCAUGUGCGCCUUCUAUUUACUGCACAUCACUUAAAGAUUCGUCCUCCGCAAUGCGAUGUGUGCAGAAGUCUUCAUAUUAUCCGGACUCUCCACGAUCUGUAAGAGAUGUUAUCUAUAUUGUGCAGCCUUCCUUCGUGGCUCGGCUUAUCAGUUCUUGUUGCAUCGGCAAAAGACACGUUGACUUCAAAUGAAAUCAUUGUUGCAGAUUUGCCUGCUUCCCACCUUUUUCCCUAAUAUUUAAGAGGCAGAAAUGCUUUCAUGAGUGAUAAUGCAGUGUGUGUGCGUGCGUGUGAGUGCAGAGAAUACACAAGAAGAUAAAAGCCCCCAAAAAACGACUUAAAAGAAGGUCGCGCCAUACACCUAAAAACAAACGGAAUGCGCUGCAGGUGGAAAUGGACUAUACUGGUAACUUUUGCAGAGGCUCAUGCGAAUAAAAACAAAAAGUGCAGCGACGUAGCACAUUGGUCACCACGAAAAAAAAAUUCGCGAAUGAAACGUACCACUCUUGAAUGAGGAGUAUGUUUUAAUGAAGAGAAGAGAGGAGACCGGACACAUGAAACACACUCCUGUGGUAACGCUGCCACGUGGUGUAUCAUUAAAUUGGCGUAAAGAAGUUGCUCCGACGUUGAGGCGCAGCUUCGGAACAGUAACAUUGACUGUAGAGACAUUUGAAGGGGGACAGAUGACGCUAAAAGCUAUUCACGUCGUAAGGAAGUCCCCACUGCGUAGUAAUCCCUUCGCGUUCAGGACUCUCACUGCUCAUUUUGCAUACCCUCCAAGCCAGCUGUAAUUUAAUAGUUGUGGUCGUACAAAAGAAACUAGUUGCUAAUAUGACACAGCACUUGUGAACGCUCAUGCAAGGAAUAGUACGGAAUUACGUCAAACGAAGCGAGAAGCAUCGAUAAAAGCACAGCUCAUCAUAAAUUCGUCAACCUCAACACUGCGACGCCACACGACCCAUGACCCGACUGAAUUCGACAGGGCGGCACGUUUUAUACACCAAAAACACAUUCAUGUAUUUAAUGACAAAGUGUUUGCGUGCUUUUAUAAGCCGCCGAGCGCGACUUUUGCGCGAGCGCCCGGCAAGUAGGCUUUCCUUGCGAAUAAUUCCUGGGUACAGUAACGCACUGGCAGCAUGGCGCACAUAGAAGGGCUUCGAGAAAAGUUCCUUCCGAGCUUGCAAAGAGUACAGUGCAUUUCCCACUGUGCGUGACACACCUGGAACGCAAGCGAUGGCACACUGCAGCCGAAAGGCGGUAGGUACUACAAUUUCUCGCUAUCACACACGCUACAUAACACACGUCUGAACCUCAAUCGCGUUCGAAAUUGCAAGGACGCAUGACUUGCUCAUCAAAUUUCAUGAGCGCCUGUGCCUCGUUAGCCAAGAUAACAGGCGUGUGUGCCUUAUGCGCAACAGUGCACACUACAGAAACACGGCAGUGUCAAAGUAACUUAACCGGCAGCUAUAAAGUAAGCAAGGGCCUCACCGCUGCAGCACCCCAUACCGAUGUAUAGAAAAAAAAUAUUUCGUUUAUCAAUUGACCAUUGAAACAAUCUAUGUGCUAUGUGCACUAGGAUCUUGACAACAAAGCCUUACAAUAGCCAGUGAGCGCCUUUCCUUCAGCCGUGAGAAUUUUCCAGUGGCGACAAAAACGGUGGAAGGUAUAAGGCAUUUACCCGCUGUUAUCUAUUGUGCCGCAUUACCUUCAUCAUUUCUCAGCUCAGCUGUUUCACUGGUUAAAAUGAGUUUGCAACGACGCCGAUGGAAAGUACGAAAAAGCACGCGAGAAAAAUUGUGUUUCUACAAUUUCGUAUCGCGUGCGUGGACUGCACAUUUAGCGGUGCUAGGGGGAGCAACCACUUUCCGCUGUAAAUACUCACUAGCGAAAUGACAAGAUGCAAGCGAAGCACCAAGACGAUAUAGCCUGCGUCGGCACAAAUGGCCCUUCUCGCCAUCUCAUUUGCUGAAACUGCAUCUGCGCUAGGGCGUUAUUGGCCACGCACAGUGUGCUGUAAUAGCGAACAGCUCACGUGGACGGCGCGAGAAUGACCCCAGCGUACAACGGUACUGCUGAGAACGAAUAACAAGCUCACGGCCUUUAUAGCGUAACCGUAAAACAUUUUUUUUCGAACCCCAGUAGAUGAGAAAAAGCAGCCUAGAUUCCAGUUUGCGUGCGUGCGAUGUUCUUUGUCGAUGUUUGUUUCUCGACAAACGGCGGAAUAAAACAUUUCUGCUCCCUCUC